Molecule: messenger RNA, 1847 nt
Organism: Panicum hallii
Lineage: Eukaryota; Viridiplantae; Streptophyta; Magnoliopsida; Poales; Poaceae
Product: histidine protein methyltransferase 1 homolog
Exons: 8
Coding region: 484-1539 (351 amino acids)
Source: RefSeq, a predicted model, not a curated record
AAUGCGGUCGAGGUUGUCUGGCUGCCCGUCGGCCUCGGCAUCGUCACUCCACGUCCGCUCACGAUUGUAGGUGCUGAACCGGGCCGGACACCGGCGGCCUGUUCAUCUCAUAUCGUCUGAGACCGGUUCAAACAAGCGGUGGCACUCUCGUAACUUUCUUAAAAGUUAUGACCCUUCUUCCAGCUGACACCGGGCUAGAGUCAAAUCGGCCUUGCAUUUGCAUUCCACGGUUCCGCACUCGGCGGCAGCAGUUCGCACACCUCACUCUUCGCCGUUCGUGCCCCCAAACGCUCCAACUUUUUCGUGCCCCAUCCUUCUUUCGGUUAGUUGCUCGUCGCCUCUGCUCCUAUUCCGACUCGGUAAUCUCAAAGAACUAGGCUUCAGGCUUCCGUGUUCAAUUUCGUGAUCCCUCCCUAGUUUUCCUGCGGUAUCUGGUGGUCAGAUCUCGCCUUCAACAGUUCCAAUCAGAUCAGGAGCAUCGCAAUGCGGUCACCGUCCCUGCUCUCGCAGUGCCUGGCUGGCUUACUAUCACACGAUAGGACUACAGCCCACUGUGUCAACAUUGUGCCAGAGAGGGAACCGCACCUACCCUCCCCAGCAGUUGAGAUCGUCCCAUCAAAGAAUGUGCAUCCAUACAAGUAUGCAGGCGAAAAUAUUGAAUUGCACGGCAUGAAUAUAUUCAAGGGAAAGAUCAGUGUACUUGAUAUUGUUGGACUAUCUAAAUCAGAUAUUAUAACAUCAAAAGGUGAAGGCCCUUUGAAAUGCUGGGAAAGUUCCAUUGAUCUAGUAAAUGUACUUAAAGAUGAGAUACGUGAUGGCCUAUUGACAUUCAGAAGCAAACGGGUUUUAGAGCUUGGUUGUGGAUACGGGCUUCCUGGCAUAUUUGCUUGCCUCAAGGGAGCUUCAACAGUGCAUUUUCAGGAUCCUAGUGCUGAAACAGUGAGGUGCAAAACAAUACCGAAUGUACUUGCUAACCUUGAACAGGCUCAAGAGAAACAGAAUCACCAUCAAGGAAGCCCCCUUACUCCAUCCCAGCAGCAACUACCUCAAGAUAUUCAUUUCUAUGCCGGGGAGUGGGAGGAGCUUCACACAGUUCUGUCAAUAAUUCAGGAAGACGAUGUGGAUGCAUCCUCAGGUAUAGGGCUAGGGUUCUGUGAAGAUGACCUUUUGGAUGGGUACAGCAGUCAGGAUGGGAAUAAUAUUUGCUAUGAUACUUCGUCAAGAAGAUCAAGAAAACUAUCAAGCAGUCGUGCAUGGGAGAGGGGAAAUGAGACUAGCACAGGAGACGGUGGAUAUGACAUAGUGUUGGUCAAUGAGAUCCCUUACUCUGCGAGCUCUCUUCAAAACCUCUAUUCGCUCAUAAAAAAGUGCCUGAGGCCACCAUAUGGAGUACUUUAUCUUGCUGCCAAGAAGAACUACAUUGGUUCAAGCAGUGCGGUGCGGCAGCUGCGAGCAUUAGUGGAUGAAGAAGGCACAUUCGGCGUGCACCUUGUUUCUGAGCCCCCUGAGAGGGAGAUCUGGAAAUUCUUCUUCAAAUAGAUCAAAAUGCUCAACGUGGCAUGACUUAGAAGAGAGAAAAGUUUCGAUGUGGCUGCUCAAAUCGCAGAGGCUCAUGAAACUCCAGUUUUGUAAAUAUUAGCGGUUCCAGAUCAGUUUCUUACGAUUUUCGGGAUCUCGUUUCCCUUCUUUUUCAUUUUAUUUCUGGAGUGUGCUGUUGAUUAUGUUUGAGUCUAUGGCGCUUGAAUCGCCAAAUGCCGCUAUAGCUGACUAGUUCAUUGUGAUUUACUGUCACGUGUUCCAUACUUAAAUGUCGAUUGCAAUCAGAUCUGAUAUGAAUCUCAGAAGUA